ACUUGCCCGAGGCCGCUGCACGGCGGGACCACGCCGUCGCGGACCCUGCCGUGGCGCGGCUCCGGGCUAGCGGGCGCCGGGACCGCUCUCCGCGUCCUGGCGCGGGAAGACCUCCGGCGGGUGGCCGCACCUGGCAAGCGCCCAGCAACCCGGAUUCCUGCCUGGCCACAUAAUGACAAGUCUCCACUGCUCAUCAAGACACCCUCGUGCCUUCAAAACCAGUACCACCUAGGUGACUCUUACAUACUACCAAGUCUGGCUGCCAGCAUGAAACGUAGCCUUUGCCCUCUCUGGACCACAGCUUCUGCGUACUGCCUCUGAGAGAACUCGCGUUGCCUUCUGGAGUUGACUACCCAUGGCACACACUGACAGAGAAUGCUUGUUAGCACUUAUUUUUUUAUUCAUGUGGCUGUUGAGUAGAGAAACGGCUUUAAUAGAUCCAUGCAAGCGAGGCAGCGUAACUGUCCAGCCUUCCCCUACGAUUCCACUUGGGGCAGCCGCCAAUAUUUCCUGCUCUUUGAAUUCUAAAUAUGGCUGCUCUCAUCAUGAAGACCAAUUAACCCUCUUCAAGUCUGAGAAAAUUAUCCAUGUCCACCAGGGUCAAGCCUUCACUUUUCAGGUCACCAACCUUCCCCUUGACAAAAAUGUAUUUGUCUGCAAGACGAAAUGUAACGCCAUUCCUAAGGUGGUGUGUGGGGUGCAGAUCUCCGUUGGUGUUCCUCCAGAGCAACCUCAAAACCUAUCCUGUGUCCAGACAGGAGAAAAUGGGACUGUGGCCUGCACCUGGGACCCUGGACGAGAUACGCAUCUGCAAACCACUUAUACUUUACAGUUAACUGGACCAAACAAUGACAUCUUUCAGGCUCGAAACAGUUGUCAGAAUUGUAGCCAUUUGGCUCUUAGAUCUACUCUAACCCCUGAAUUUGCUGAUUCCAAGUACACAGUCAGUGUCACUGCCGUCAAUGAUCUUGGAAACUCAUCUUCAUUUCCAUUUACAUUCACCUUCUUGGAUAUAGUGAGGCCCCUUCCUCCGUGGGACAUCAGAAUCAGCUUUCUGAAUGAUUCUGGGAGCAACGGUAUACUGCAAUGGAAAGACGAGGGACACGUGGCAUUCAAUCAGCUCAGAUACAGGCCGCUUAACAGCACAUCCUGGAAUAUGGUUUAUGCUGCAAAUGCCAAAGGAAAAUAUGUCCUGCAAGAUCUGACACCAUUUACAGAAUAUGAAUUUCAGAUUUCUUCUAAGCUACAUCUCUCCAAGGGAAGCUGGAGUGAGUGGAGUGAAUCGCUGAAAACACAAACACCAGAAGAAGCACCCAAUGGGACAUUAGACGUCUGGUACAUGAAACAGAACAUCAGCUACAACAGACAAAAUAUCUCUCUUUCCUGGAAGAGACUGAGUCCAUCAGAGGCAAGGGGGAAAAUCACCUAUCAGGUGACCUUACAGGAAGUGACAAACAAAACUAUCCUGCAGAACACUACAGAAGACACCUCCUGGACCGUGGUCAUCCCCAGAACUGGCGCUUGGACUGCUUCUGUGUCUGCAACCAACUCAAAAGGCACCUCCUCACCCGCUCACAUUAGCGUAGUGGACCUGUGUGGCGCUGGGUUGCUGGCUCCUUACCAGAUCUCUUCAAAGUCUGAGAACAGGAGCAUCAUGGUGACCUGGCAGCCCCCCAGGAAAGCCACCUCUGCUGUUCAAGAGUACAUAGUGGAAUGGAGGCAUCAAGGAGAGAGCAACAAGAAGUUUCCACAGUGGCUGCGGGUCCCCCAUUACAACCACUCCAACCUGUCUGCUCUGAUUUCAGAGAACAUAGAUCCCAACAUCUGUUAUGAAAUCAAGGUGCAUGCGCUGUCAGAGGACCAAAGAGGGUGCAGCUCUAUCUGGGGUGACAGCAGGCCCAAAGCACCGCUGAGUGGUCCUCAUAUCAUUGCUGUCACAGAGAAAGAAGAAAGCAUUUUUCUUUCCUGGACCCCCAUCCCAGCCCAGGAGCAAAUGGGCUGCAUUCUCCACUACAGAAUAUACUGGAAAGAACGAGACUCUCCUGAGAAGCCUGUGCACUGUGAAAUUCCGUACAGAUACCCCCAAAACUCAUAUCCAAUAAGCAGCCUGCAGCCCGGAGUGACAUAUGUCCUAUGGAUGACAGCUCUGACAGCUGCUGGUGAAAGUCCCCAAGGAAAUGAAAGGGAAUUUUGUCCACGGGGUAAUGCCAAUUGGAAAGCAUUCGUGGUAACAAGCAUUUUCAUCGCUAUCAUCAUAGUGGGCAUUUUCUCAAUUCGUUACUUCCGGCAAAAGACAUUUGCUUUCCUUUCUGCUCUCAGACCUGCGUGGUACAGCAGAACCAUACCAGAUCCGGCAAACAGCACCUGGGUAAAGAAGUAUGCCAGUGUGGAGGAAAAGACCCAGCCUAUGGACAGUCUCCUGAUGACCUGGCCCACUCCUGAAGAGCCUGAGCCCUUGAUCAUCAAUGAGGUCCUUUAUCAAAUGGUCCCAGUCAUCAGAAAACCCUAUUGCUCCAAAAGAGGACAAGGGUUCCAAAGUUACUCUGCCUCCAAGGAAGACACAAUAUACAUUGCUUCCAGUCCACAACCUACAGGAACUCUCAAAGCUGAGACAAGACAAAUAGUGAAUCUAUACAAGGUGCUGGGAAGCAGGGACCCUGACUCAAAACUGGCCAGCCCCUUGACAGUCACCCCAGUGGACUACCUUCCCAGUCAUGAAGGCUAUUUACCCUCCAACAUAGAAGACCUCUCUCCCAGUGAGGCUCCUCCAACUGAUUCUUUAGACUUGGAGCAUCAACACAUUCCUCUUUCCAUUUUUGCAUCAAGCACUCUCCGCCCACUCACCUUCUGUGGUGAGAGGCUGACUUUAGAUAGGUUAAAGAUGGGGUAUGACUCCCCCAUGACAAAUAAUGAGGCUUGACACCUAGAAGGUCUGUAUACCGCACUGGUACAAUUACAUCUAUUUACCAAGUGCCUAUUCAGUGGUCACCACUGUUAGUAGUACCAGGACAGUGCCUGUAGCUUCAGGACAGUGCAGACAAGCCCGCUGUCUCUAGAUUGUUAGCUUCACCAUCGGGACUUAAGUCUGGAUAAGGACAUGAAAGACACACAUCAAUACAGAAGAGCUGCCAAGACAGUCACAUGCAUUUGUGGAAUACACACAAUUUUCCCAAGGUGUUUCAUAAACUUCUGCAAACCAGUAUCAGCUUGGGAAAUUGCCUCUGUGCCUUUACUCCUUGUUUCCUCUUGUCACAGCAUUUGCUGUCUUCAACACCAGCUAUCUCUGGGUCUAAAACCUCAACCUACAAUAACGAAGACCUUACUGUUUUGCUUCUUGGUAUGAGGGAGAUAAUCUUUACAGCAUCCUCUCCUUUACAGCACUGGCAAAUUAAAGUGCCACUCUAACUUAACCCUUACCAAAAGGAAAGGAUCCAAGAUCAUUCUUUCUUAAAAUGCCAAGCCUGAUUUUAUCUCCACCCAGUAACACUGAGUGACUACUUCCGUGUUUGGUACUUUGUUAAAUGAAAGUAUCUAUUGCAAAUUUGCACUUCCUUUUCUAUGUGUCCAUAUAACCCAGUCCUGUAAACUAUUCUCAGUCUCUGCCAAAAUACAUAAGCAGCUCUAGAUAUUGAAGCUAUUUGGUCAGUUUUGUAUAAAUAUCCUUGCUUCCUGUUAUCACAGACUUCAUCUCCAGUCCUUUUCAAAGUCUCAAAUUCUUUCCACUUCUAUUUUACCCUACCUAAUCAUUGUCCAGUGGUCCCACAGAUUUGACAUUUUGUUGCCUAACUCAAGAGUUUUGGCACCUCUACAUCAAUCAAGUGCUCUUAGUUGAUUGCCAGAACAAGGCUACCAUAGCUCAGCAGGCCAAACUAUUACUAAGCAAUAGUGAAUUGCUGCUGUGCUAGUCUUGCUCACUUUCCUCUUCUCUCAAAGUCCUAAGUGAUAUUGAAGUCUUGUCAAGGUUUCACAACUCACUAAAGAAUCCAUGAGAGGGGGUUGGAGAAAUGGCUCAGCGGUUAAGAGCAGUGGCUGCUCUUCAAAGACCCUGGUUCAAUUCCCAGUACCCACACAGCAGCUCACAACUGUUAACUCUUUUUCAAAGGAUGUAAUGCCCUCACACAUACAUGCAGUCAAUGUACAUAAAACUAAAAUUGAAAACAAAGAAUUCAUGUGAGGCCGAAUGCCUCUUCUAUGCUGUCCCUAAGGUUCCCACCCAUCACUUAACAGUAGACUACAACCAACUUGGCAAGAUCUCCAGUGUAGUGUCUGAUUUUCACCUGUCACUUCACUUGGCCAAUUCAGCUGGCUUCCUUCCUACUCCCUAUUCCAUCACAAGCUUUACCCAAAAAACUACUGAAACACCUUUUUUUAAAAAUGCCUUAAAGGUACAUUAAGCAUGUCCCACUUUGCCUGAUCUCUCAAUGACUGUCAGAGGAACAGGUAACCUUUUCCUACUCUCUUUAAGUAAAUUUUGCAAUUUCCUGCAAAAAUCUUUUUCCCCUUGACCUCUAGAUAAAACUCCAAAUAAAGUUCCAGGUCUUUCAUUCACAGUAUUUUUCAAUUUUAAAAUACAUUCCAUCAACUUAAAUCUACCUUUUAAUUAAUAAAAUUCCCCAAUUCCCUGUAACCUAAAUACCAUAGUAUGCACCGCCAAAAAAACAAAAAACAAAACAAAA
Meriones unguiculatus (Mongolian gerbil) is the source of this 4676-nucleotide messenger RNA. It is a transcript of the gene Il12rb2, whose product is annotated as interleukin 12 receptor subunit beta 2. NCBI's taxonomy places the organism in Eukaryota, Metazoa, Chordata, Mammalia, Rodentia, Muridae. Bases 356 to 2920 code for a protein of 854 amino acids. Gene Ontology annotation, molecular function: cytokine receptor activity; cytokine binding. The transcript has 17 exons. Gene Ontology annotation, cellular component: external side of plasma membrane; membrane; signaling receptor complex. Gene Ontology annotation, biological process: cytokine-mediated signaling pathway. The record is from RefSeq and is a predicted model, not a curated record.